CAUGACAAAGCACUAAAUGCGCAUAAGGCCUGCCAUUGGCUAGCAGAUUCAAAUGGCGUUUUGAAAACAAAAUUUAGCAACGACUUAAGUGAAAGUUUAUUGCUGUUUUUAGGCAACUGACCGUUUUGAGAAAAAUAUAGACAGCCAAAAUGUCAAUGUUUCAGAGUUCGAAUGUUGAGAAUCUUUCGCCUCAAAUUAUCAGACACAUAGCAAAAGAAUUGGCAGAUUUAACAAAAGAUCCACCUGAAGGGAUUAAAGUCAUUCCAAAUGAAGAGGACAUCACAGAUAUACAAGCAACUAUAGAAGGGCCUGCUGGGACCCCAUAUGCGGGGGGACUGUUCAAAAUGAAACUUGUGCUCGGUAAAAACUUUCCUUCAGAACCCCCAAGAGGGUAUUUUGUGACAAAAAUAUUUCAUCCCAAUGUGGCCAGUAACGGCGAAAUAUGUGUUAAUACUUUGAAAAAGGACUGGACAGCAAGUCUUGGAAUAAAACAUGUGUUAUUAACCAUCAAAUGUUUACUAAUUGUGCCAAACCCUGAGUCAGCGUUGAAUGAAGAGGCGGGAAAGUUGCUGCUGGAACAGUACGAUGACUACACAAAACGUGCAAAAAUAUACACCGAAGUUCACGCAAAACCACCAAAGUUUUCAGAAUCUGAUUGUCUUGACGCCAUCUCAGAAGGCCCUAUUGCAAAGAAACACGCCGGUGAUAAAAAACUGCUUGAUAAAAAGAAAAAAGAAAAGAAAAAAGUUUUGAAAAGACUCUGAUGCAUGUAAUCACAAUAUUGUACAAAUGUUUUACAAACCAUUUUCUGUCAGUGUCAUUUAUCAUCAGAAAUUGUAAAUCUCCUGAUCAUUAAAGAGAGUACAUUUGUAUGCAUUGUAAAAUAUAGUUCAUUGAGUGUAUGUGAAUAUGCUGCCACUUUGGUUAUUCUGGAACAAAUGAUAUAUACACAAAAACUGUCCAGGCAUACUUGUGCAUUCUAUUGAAUAUUUCUGCAAGAGUUAGUAUAUUAACUUAUAAUGAAGUUACAUACCAUUGUUUUAGUUAAAGGCAGUCAAGUGCUAAUGCUAGUGCAGUCUUAAAACUUACUAUUAAAAAUACAAAAGCAGUCGUAUCUGUUUCUUCUCAAUAUAUGAUAACAGUAUCAGCGCUAAGAUAUUUUUUUUAAAUAAAAUGAAACACAAUUUGAGAUAUUUAACUGCAUACUGAAUUCCCUGUUCUAUUUUUAGAAUGAAAAUACUUCAUGAACUGUAUGCAUAUUACCAAAAUAGAUCAUUUUGAUUUAGCCAUAAAUUAAAAAAAAAAAAAUCUCAACUUGUAUUGGUAAAAUUUGGCCAAUUUCCAAUUCUUCAUAAAUUUCCCUCGCAUAAGACGCUUGAAGUUGGCUCUCUUUAAUUAGUAUUUUAGUGAUGAGUGUAUUGUAAAAAAUUAGUGUUUUAUUUAUGGACUGGAGACAUUCAUUAUAAUGAAUUAUCUUUUAAAUGUGUUUGUAAAAUUUGUAUAUAUAUAUAUAUGUGUGUGUGUGUAGUACACGCUAAUCCGUACUUUAAGUACCUGGUCAUAACGGCACCAAAAUGUUUUUAGCUGAAAGACAAAACCUUUGUUUUAAUAACUGCGAUAGUUAUCAUACAUCUCAUCAUCAACAUUGUUCAUAGACUUUCUCAGGACGAUGAUGGAUUUGAAGGUGACAAUGUGCAUUUUAUACAGAUCUGUGUUUGAAACUCCCAAACCCUCACUACUUUUUAAAUCAACAUUAUUAUUGAACAUGCUUAUUAGUCUUCUGACACCAGUUUCCAUUAUCAUUGUGUUAACCUGCCAUGAUGUGUAACAUGGUGUGCAUAAGGCAUUAAGUUUUACAUAUGUAAAACAAACAAUUAAAUAAAUAUUAAUAGUAUCCUGAUCUCAAAGAGGUUUGUUUCGUUGUCAUGCUAGUCUCUUUCUUCAACAAAAUUUAAAAAAACAACUAAGUAUUAAAUUCAGAUUCCGGUUGGAAAUAAACUAAGCCAAUGCCAUAAAAAGGCCAGAGCUUCAGUUUAAAUGUUCAAAUGUGCUUGGAAGAGAAAAAUAUUAAUAUUUUAUCACAUAACCAUGUUUUAUCAUUUUUAAACUGUUCUGUGUUUUAGUGUUGUUUACUCUGUGUUCUAGUAUUUUACUGCUUUUCUGACCAUACCAAGAGGUGGCAGUUUACUUACUUGUAAUAGACAUUAAUGUUGUAAGAUACUUCUACUAAUGCCAUGCCUAUUUGAUCCUAUGUUAAGCAUUAUCGGGCCGAUUAGAAUGAAAAAUCAUUGCCAUGAUCUAAAUUUAGUACUGAAUUUUGAUUUCCUUCAGCUUUAUAAUUAAAAUAACAUAAGCUUGAGUUAAAAAUUAUUUACAUUAUAGCCUACGUUCCAUGCGAGUGAGAUUAGCCAUCAAUAAGAACCUAGGUUAAUCAUUAAAAUUUUUAGUUUUGCAACCUAACAUGUCAUCUUUAUUUGAUUCCACUCUUGCUGGAAUUUGGAUAUAAUCUAGGACGUUUAGAAGACACUGGGUAAAUCUUACUGACUAAGAAAGGCUGGGUCGCUUUGCUUGCUUUCCCCUUCUUAAUCAUUAUGAUUUUACCUUUGACAUAAUUAUAUUCUAAAUCUGGCAUAUAUUGGGAGAAGUUCAAUGUUCCAAAUGUAUGGAACUGCUGGAGAUGUACUUGAUACUUUCUUUAUAACUGUCAUAAGUGAAAACGGCUAUUAUUGGCAUUUAUUGUAAAGAGAAUAUUGUUCUUUAGUAUCUGAGUAGUGGAAGUAUGCAUUUUAAUUUUAUGUUGUAAUUCAAUGUUUAAACUGCUCAAAAACAAAGGAAAUUAAAGGAAACAAUUGAAUUGUAAAGACAAUACUGUAGAUAUUUGUAAAUUCAAGUAAUAUAUAAAUAUAUAUAUUCUAAGAGAAUGGUGCAACAAAGAUAUUUAAUAACUUUUGUAUAUUUGUAUAGAUUUGCAUGAGUAUUUAAUAAGAUAUUUAAAUAAUUAUUUUUCUUGUUUGCAAGAAAAUAAAAAGUUAUAUGAGUGAGUAUGGAAACUCGAGAAGUGUUUUACUGGUCACAAAGUGAAAAUGAGAGGUGGUUAAGGAGUAAAGGAUAUUUUAAUUACAAAUUUGGGAUUUUUGUAGAAAGAAAACUGGGUGUUGAUGUUGCAUUUCAUCAUGUUUUCCAAUAUAGUCUACUUCUUGUGCGUUCAUGAUUUCAAUUAUGUUCUGCACCUUUGCCUUCUGUGAAUGUUUCUCAGUAAAUGUAAUCUGUAACUUUUAAACUAUCAUUUUUCCUACUGCAGGUAUAAAAUGAAAUUGUUUUCCAAAUACAAAUGUUUUUUGUUUUUUUAGAAUUUUGUCUCCAAUUUUGCUUAAUAUUAUCUCACUGUUUUGUUCUGGUCUUUGUGUGUUCCAUUCACUUGUUCGUGUUCUGUCUAGUUACUCAUAGAGGCUGUCUUUUGCAUGGUUGUCAUCUCGCACAAUCAUUGCUAGCCUUUUCAUUACAUGCAUGUCAUUUUAUCAUCAAAACGAUUAAAUAAAAUGUAAUUUAUUUUAA
This is a messenger RNA of Mya arenaria, 3555 nucleotides long. RefSeq names its product ubiquitin-conjugating enzyme E2 S-like. The transcript is spliced from 5 exons. The record is from RefSeq and is a predicted model, not a curated record. Bases 150 to 764 code for a protein of 204 amino acids. NCBI's taxonomy places the organism in Eukaryota, Metazoa, Mollusca, Bivalvia, Myida, Myidae.